This is a messenger RNA of Aureobasidium namibiae CBS 147.97, 1098 nucleotides long. RefSeq names its product TPT-domain-containing protein. The record is from RefSeq and is a predicted model, not a curated record. Bases 1 to 1098 code for a protein of 365 amino acids. Gene Ontology annotation, cellular component: trans-Golgi network; Golgi apparatus; endosome. The transcript is spliced from 3 exons. Gene Ontology annotation, molecular function: antiporter activity. NCBI's taxonomy places the organism in Eukaryota, Fungi, Ascomycota, Dothideomycetes, Dothideales, Saccotheciaceae.
AUGGCAGUGGAAGCUUCACCAGUGUCAUCGCUGCAUCCUGCAUUUUUCAUAGCACUAUGGAUCGGCAUGAGCUCCCUGGUUAUCCUCUUCAACAAAUGGAUCCUCCACAAUGCCAACUUCAAAUAUCCAAUUUUCCUCACCGCAUGGCACAUGUUCUCCUCAGCGGUGGUGACCCAAAUCAUGGCUCGAUACACCGGUUACCUCGAUUCACGACACACAGUCCCCAUGACCAAACGCACAUAUCUACGCGCCAUUCUUCCCAUCGGCUUACUCUUCUCUCUAUCGCUAGUUUGUGGCAACGUCACUUAUCUAUACCUCAGCGUCAGUUUCGUGCAGAUGCUCAAGGCUGCGGCUCCUAUUGCUGUGUUGCUGGCUACCUGGACAUUCCGUCUCUCCGAGCCUUCGCUGGCUGCUUUUGGAAACAUUUGCAUUAUUGUCGUUGGAGUGGUGGUGGCUUCCCUCGGCGAAGUACAAUUCAACAUCUUGGGCGUCGGGUACCAACUUUCUGGCAUUGUGUUUGAAGCCACGAGAUUGGUCAUGAUUCAACGCCUGCUCUCUGCGGAAUUCAAGAUGGAUCCUUUGGUUUCGCUAUACUAUUUUGCGCCUGUGUGUGCGAUCACCAAUGGUAUUUUGGCAUUGGUGUUUGAGGCGCCUCAUAUGACUAUGGCGGACUUUGAGAGAGUGGGAGCGUUUACGUUGCUCAUCAACGCAGCAGCGGCAUUCUUGCUUAACUUUGCUUCGUUGCUUCUGAUUGGCAAAACCUCCUCUCUAGUCCUCACCCUCAGCGGCGUACUCAAAAACAUCAUGAUCGUGUUCGCAUCCAUGCUCUUCUACCACGACACCGUCACCGGCAUUCAGUUUCUCGGCUUCUCGAUCGCUCUGGGAGGAUUGGCAUACUACCAACUUGGUGGCGCACCUGCUUUCAGGGGCUACUAUGGACAAGCAGUCAACAGGUUCUCGGAGUACAGAAGGCUUUCUGGGGAAGUUGAUGUUGUGUCUGCUGCUGAGAUGGCGAGGCAGGGGGAUGCAGAGUUUGGACAAAGGAAGAGUGAAGAUGAGGUCAAAAGCCCGGGGAUUGUCAAUAUCAAGAGUGCGUGA